Molecule: messenger RNA, 2019 nt
Organism: Telopea speciosissima
Lineage: Eukaryota; Viridiplantae; Streptophyta; Magnoliopsida; Proteales; Proteaceae
Product: probable serine/threonine-protein kinase At1g01540
Exons: 7
Coding region: 249-1820 (523 amino acids)
Biological process (GO): protein phosphorylation
Molecular function (GO): ATP binding; protein kinase activity
Source: RefSeq, a predicted model, not a curated record
UAACAACAAAGUGGAGGAUCUCUCUCAUUCUAAAAGUCCCAUCAUGACAGCUGCAACUUUCUUCUUCACACUCUCUCUCACUUCCUUUUCUUUGUUCAAUUCGUUAAACGCCAUUCCCUCUACUCCACUUGCUUAUUGUUCUCAUCUUUCUCUUCGAUUUAUCGUUUUAUCUCUUUCUCUUGCUGGCCUUGUUUAUGUGACAGAUUACUGAGUUUUGCCAACCCAAGUAGACAAAGAGGAAGGAGAGGAUGUCUGAGUACAAAGCUGCGUUUCUGAAUGAUGAGCUCUCAAAACGUACUUUUAUAUUUGGUCUCCGCUUGUGGGUGGUAUUGGGUAUCUGUGUUGGAGCUGCCUUUGUUCUUAUGCUCUUUCUGAUAUCACUCUGGUUCACUUCAAAACGCAAUACCUCUGCAAAGUACAAUCAUUCUCAGAAACCCACGAUCCCAAAUGUCUCUAAGGAGAUACAAGAGAUCCGAAUCGACCGUGCCAGGAACCAAACUCGCCACCAACAAGACCCAAAGCCUCAUCAACAGCUAGCGCGACUUCCUCCAAACCACCCCUUACCCGAUUCGGAAUCGGUUGGCACAAUUGAGCGACAAGCUCUGCUUCUCCCGCCGGGGGAAGAAAGCCCAAUUGGGAUUCACAGAAUUCACAUUGAAAUUGGAAAGGACCAUAGAAUUUCAUACCCUGAACGUGGUGGUGGGUCUUCGCAUGGCAGUGGGGAGACUCGCUUAGUUGAUCAGGUGCCCAUAGCUGCCCCAGAGGUUUCUCAUUUGGGUUGGGGUCAUUGGUAUACCCUUAGAGAGCUUGAGGCCUCAACGAAUGGGUUUGCUGACGAGAAUGUAAUCGGCGAGGGUGGGUAUGGAAUUGUCUACCGUGGAGACAUGGAGGAUAACACCUAUGUUGCAGUGAAGAACUUGCUCAAUAACAGGGGUCAAGCUGAGAGGGAGUUCAAGGUUGAAGUUGAAGCAAUUGGACGUGUUCGGCAUAAGAAUUUAGUGAGAUUACUUGGCUACUGUGCCGAAGGAGCUCAUAGGAUGCUUGUAUACGAGUACGUAAAUAAUGGUAACUUAGAACAGUGGCUCCAUGGGGAUGUAGGUCCUUACAGCCCUCUUACGUGGGAAAUUCGGAUGAACAUCAUCCUUGGAACAGCCAAAGGGUUGACAUACCUUCAUGAGGGACUCGAGCCAAAGGUUGUUCACCGGGACAUUAAAUCGAGCAACAUUUUGCUUGACAAGCAAUGGAACCCCAAGGUUUCGGACUUUGGACUUGCCAAGCUUUUGGGCUCGGAGAGGAGUUAUGUCACAACUCGUGUGAUGGGAACAUUUGGCUAUGUGGCUCCUGAAUAUGCAAGUACUGGCAUGUUAAACGAAAGAAGUGAUGUAUAUAGUUUUGGGAUUUUUAUUAUGGAGAUAAUUACUGGGAGGAACCCUGUUGAUUACAACCGUCCUCCUGGAGAGGUGAACCUGGUUGAGUGGCUUAAGACAAUGGUUGCAAAUCGGAAUGCUGAAGGGGUGUUGGACCCUAAGAUACCUGAGAGGCCUUCAUCAAGGGCAUUGAAGCGAGCUCUCUUAGUAGCUUUACGUUGUGUUGACCCCGAUGCACAGAAGAGGCCAAAGAUGGGACAUGUGAUACAUAUGCUAGAUGUUGAUGAUUUCACCUUCCGAGAUGAUCGUCGAGCUGGGAGAGACCCAGGACGCCCAAAGGACAAGUUGAUGGAGAAACGGGUGAUAGAAUCAGGUGAUAGCAGUGGGUAUGAAAGUGGCACGCAGGCCAAUAGGGCUAGUUGGAGGAAGCAAGAAUGCCAGGAAGAGCAGUAGAUCAAUGUGGCUAAAGUAAAAUGUGAAUGGCAGAUCAAUUGAACAUCUGGCCUGCUACUCCCAAUCCAGAGCUGGCCCAUUCAAAUACCAUUUAUAUCAUCCUCUUACAUUGGUUGGAUCAAAUUUAGUUUUAAGCUAUGGCUUUUGUGUAUCAUGUAGGAGUCUACUAAUAUAGUGUAUGCUGUAUGAUGAUUCAACC